AUGCUUAGGUACUGGGGUAGUCUUAGCGAUAAUGCGGUUCGACGGAACCGCGAAUUGGUUUUAAUUUGCAUCGGCAUGUAUGUAAAAGAUAAACGUCCGUCGAUUUCUCCCAACUUUAAUUUUCUUGGACAGUUACUGGAGUUCGAACAGCAGCUGAACUUGCGAUGGCGCGGCGGCGACCUCCCCUACCACCGCAUCCCCUGCCCAUUCGUCCCCUCCACGCAAUCUUCCAAUCACGUUACCUCAGUGCACAGCAGCUCGAUCGAGCGUGACCUUGAGGUGAAGCCCGCCGAGGUUUCGGUUUUUACCAGAACCAACGUCGAAGAGGGAAGCACGUUCUGCCGAGAGGAUUUUGAGGAGUGGCGAACCGACUCUUGGUCUUCAAAGUUCUCCGUUUGUGAUCGUGCAAACGUGUUCGCAAGCGGACUUUCCGGCAAGCGAACGACGACGACUGUGUGCACCAGCGAGACAAGCAGCCACCGCCAUUUUCGUGACCCUACUCGAUCUCCUGAUCGGCCUGUUCACCGGCAAGAAUACGCACAGGUGACCGUAGUGUUUCUGUUUCUGUCCAGGUCUGGUCGUUGCUUGUACGUGAAUGCUUGA
This is a messenger RNA of Soboliphyme baturini, 603 nucleotides long. The record is from the annotation of a GenBank genome assembly. Lineage: Eukaryota; Metazoa; Nematoda; Enoplea; Dioctophymatida; Soboliphymatidae.